Molecule: messenger RNA, 1606 nt
Organism: Epinephelus moara (kelp grouper)
Lineage: Eukaryota; Metazoa; Chordata; Actinopteri; Perciformes; Serranidae
Gene: polr3g
Product: polymerase (RNA) III (DNA directed) polypeptide G
Exons: 8
Coding region: 282-929 (215 amino acids)
Biological process (GO): transcription by RNA polymerase III
Cellular component (GO): RNA polymerase III complex
Source: RefSeq, a predicted model, not a curated record
ACAUUUACGCAUACUGCUAAGUGUAGUGUGUGAGCAGCAUUACACGCCGGUUACAGCACAACUGUACAAAUUUCUAUUAAGUAUAGCUGUAAAUUUAGUGUUUCAGAGUUAGUUUAAAUGCCGAACAACAGAUAAAACUGAGUAGCUGAAUGACAAAACGGAAAAGUGAAAACAUGGAGACUCAGUGAGGCUAAAUGCCACCGAAUAGCCCUGGAAACACGUCUCCACAUUAGGAGUAAUUCACUAAAAGUCUCAUUAUAGUACAGAGGAGUCCAGCAGCCAUGGCAGGCAAGGGUCGUGGAGUGGCUGCCUUCACCUUCAAUAUUGAGGCUCUGGGCAUCGGCAGGGGCAGCAUGCCAGAAGCCAGGGUGGGGCCCAGCCCUCUGUUUCCCAACACAGACUUUAAGCCUGUGCCACUGAAAGCUGGCGAGGAUGAGGACUACAUGCUGGCCUUAAAACAGGAGAUGAGGGGAGCGAUGCAGCGGCGGCCACACAACAUCAAGCCCCUGUCCAAUAAAGCAGAGGUGGAGAGAUACGCAGAGAGAUACCUGAAGCUACGUCAGAUAGAGGAUGAAGACUGGACUCCAGACUGGAACCACCUCCCAAAAGAAUUGAUGCCCCAAACUAAAAAACCUCGUGCUAAACCAGGCACAAAGAAGAAAGCUGUGAAGAUAUCCCGCAAAGAAACAGAAGCUGUACUGAGUAAAUUAGAUGAACUGGCAAAGAGGGAUGACGGGAACCCUGAAAAAUCAGAUGAUGAGACUGAAAAGAAAAAAGGAAAUGAGGAGGAUGAGGAAGAAAUUGAGGCAGAAGAGUACGAUGAAGAGGAUGUUGAAGAGGAAAACGACUACAUUGACAGCUAUUUUGACAAUGGUGAAGAUUUUGCUGCAGAUAGCGAUGACAACAUGGAUGGCGAAGCAACAUACUGAGACAGUGUUGACGUAAACCGUCAUGAUGUACUUAUUUAUAUCGCUUAAUUAUUGUAGAUAAGUUGUCUAGCAGAGUGAUAGUUUUGUUUGCUUUAUUUUGGGGUGAUCUUGAAAGACAUGUUUUCCUUUUAUACCUUAUGUAAAUAAGAGAUGCCAAACUGUGUGCACACUGGCAAUAAUUUAUUCAAAAUAGAUGUAUUUAUUUUCCAGCCUGGGGCACGUUUCCACAGGUUGAAAGGCACAUACUGUCAACAACAUGUGAUGCAUUUUCAUAAAGUAUCAAGUGAACACGGUGAUAAAAUAAAAGGGCUAUAUAACAAAGUCUAAAAUCUCACAUAAUUACAAGUAUAAGUCAUAAUGGGAAUAAUGUGCAUUUCCCAUUUUCAUCACCAUGCUCUCAGAGGUUUUUUUAAAUGACAAAAUAAUGCAGGUCUCUCUAAGCAAGCUAAAGGAAAGAAAAAAGAUUCCCAAUACUGAUAGUGUAAGUAAAGGCUAUUCCUCAAUAGUCUUAAAAUAAAUUAAUUCUAUAUUAAACUCAAUGGCAUUAAUCGUACUUUUCCAACAAAUAGUGUGGAAAAUACACAAAAAUGCAGUUGGUCCAAACUGAGUAAAACCUGCUUUAAAACCAAAUCCACAUAAUUAAUCUCUGCCAUCAAUGAAUAAACAGAAAUAGAUAA